UUUUCUUUUUCCUUCUUCUUCCCUUGUUGUUGUUUCUUGUCCUUUUUCCUUGUCUUUCUCAUAAUGGCUUCCACAGAAUACGGUAGCGUGCCUCCUCGAACCGAUGAAGAAACACCUCUUGUCGGUGAACGCGCGGUCCAGGAGCCCCAGACAUGCUUGCAAAAGUUGAAGCACACCUUGCGUCUCCAUGGCCACCGUGUUUUCAUUACUUGGUUUAUCAUCAUCCUCAUCACGGCUGUGAUCACCUUGACCUAUUAUUUCUCUUCGCACUCCAACGAUCUAUUGCAGCAUCAAUGUGUUUCCGACCGUAGCUGGUUUGUCGCCUUGAUCUUGUCCAUCUUCUUUGGUCCCUUCGGUGUGGAUCGUUUCUAUCUUGGUUAUGUGUUUCUGGGUAUCCUAAAACUCGUCACGGCUGGUCUCGGUGGUAUCUGGUGGACCAUUGAUGUGAUCCUGAUCGCUCUUAACGUUCUCACCGAUCAUCCCGAUGGUUGUCACCUUCGCUAAUACUUUUUAUGCAGAUACCCUUUCCUUACUCUCAUCAUUUCUACUUGCUUGUUGUUUACCAUAGCGGAUAAUCAAAAAAGAAUCUCAUAUCAGAAAAAAAAAAGAAGAGGUUGAAUACCCUUUGUUGUGUACCUAAUUUACUGGAUAUCGAAGAAUAUAAAUAGUU
Radiomyces spectabilis is the source of this 670-nucleotide messenger RNA. RefSeq lists its product as uncharacterized. The record is from RefSeq and is a predicted model, not a curated record. The coding region runs from base 64 to 504 and encodes 146 amino acids. NCBI's taxonomy places the organism in Eukaryota, Fungi, Mucoromycota, Mucoromycetes, Mucorales, Radiomycetaceae. The transcript has 2 exons.